GAUGGCUCUCUGAAUUAGGCAGAUUGGUUUACACUUAUUUAUUUGGCCAGCGGUUCACCUUCUGCUUUUAUCGGGAGCAGGAAGGAGAAAAAAAGGACGCAUCACCUGUGCUCAUCGGGAUUCCUGCCAACGGCUGCAGAAAACAGAAAACUGCUUUUGCCGGAAAAAAACAAAAAAAGCUGCAAGCAAGAAUAAACAAGUACGACUGGGAAUUGAGAAUCAUGUCAACUUCAAAUUCGGACACAGAAAUUAAAUCUGAACAAGUGUCUACUUGUGUGAAUCCAGGAAACCCUGUGUUUUCAUGUAUGCUGGACCCCAAGACCCUCUGUACAGCUACCUCGCUGUCAAAACCUCAGAUGAUUAUGUAUAAAACCAAGUCAAGUGAUUAUGGGGACUUUUCACCCAUCCCAGAGUUUCUUCCCUGCAGUUACACUCCAAAGGAACAAGCAUUCUCAUGCCACCUCAGAGCAACCGGAUUUUAUCAAAACAACACUCUAAACACUGCACCUGACAGAACCAGAACCCUUGACUUCCCUAAUUUUCAGCACACUCUAUAAAAAAUGUUCCUUUGCUUAUUUAAGAGAAAAAAUAUUUUUAAAAAUGAGUUUAAAAUCUAAAUCUAAAACACUUGAAUAUUAAAAGAAUUAGACCAAUUAAAAUAAAACUUUUAAUAAAUAAAACUUUUCAACUAAAUGACUUCUUUGAUUUGAAUGUUCUCCAUGACAGUGAGUUCUUAAAUG
Echinops telfairi (small Madagascar hedgehog) is the source of this 740-nucleotide messenger RNA. RefSeq names its product piercer of microtubule wall 2 (gene PIERCE2). The coding region runs from base 222 to 557 and encodes 111 amino acids. Gene Ontology annotation, biological process: axoneme assembly. Lineage: Eukaryota; Metazoa; Chordata; Mammalia; Afrosoricida; Tenrecidae. The record is from RefSeq and is a predicted model, not a curated record. Gene Ontology annotation, cellular component: axonemal microtubule. The transcript is spliced from 2 exons.